GCCAUGCAGCUGCCACCCUUCGACAUGUGGAAGGACUACUUCAACCUGAGCCAGGUGGUGUUGGCACUGAUCCAGAGUCGGGGGCAAGGGCCGGAGGCCCAAGGGACCGGGGAGCCGAGACCUGGGCCCCAGCUGGAGCAGGAUCAGGGGCAGGGAGGGCGGGGGGCCAGUGGGGGGCUGGCCACCCUGUGCAACUUUUGCAAACACAACGGGGAGUCUCGCCACGUGUACUCCUCGCACCAGCUGAAGACACCAGAGGGCGUGGUGGUGUGUCCCAUCCUGCGGCACUACGUGUGUCCCCUGUGCGGGGCCACGGGGGACCAGGCCCACACACUCAAGUACUGCCCGCUCAACGGAGGCCAGCAGUCUCUCUACCGCCGCAGCGGGCGCAAUUCGGCCGGCCGCAAGGUCAAGCGCUGA
Eubalaena glacialis (North Atlantic right whale) is the source of this 420-nucleotide messenger RNA. RefSeq names its product nanos C2HC-type zinc finger 2 (gene NANOS2). Gene Ontology annotation, biological process: oogenesis; negative regulation of translation. NCBI's taxonomy places the organism in Eukaryota, Metazoa, Chordata, Mammalia, Artiodactyla, Balaenidae. Gene Ontology annotation, cellular component: perinuclear region of cytoplasm. The transcript has a single exon. Gene Ontology annotation, molecular function: mRNA binding; zinc ion binding. The record is from RefSeq and is a predicted model, not a curated record. Bases 4 to 420 code for a protein of 138 amino acids.